UUUUUCUUCUCCUUCUUCUUCCCUUCCCAUCUCCCUUUUCCUCCCCACAUUCUCCCCAGGUUUAUGCCUUUCUCCGCGGCCUGCGAGCUCGAUUCCUCUCCACUUCUUGUCUGCUCUUCUCUCUCUGACAAGCCACAAGUCCGACGCAGUGUGUGAGCUUUCAGCGCUUUUCGCGCGCGAAUGUCCGAGAAUCUUUCACGGAGAUUUCCUUUUCCGAGCAAUACGCCGAGGCUUUUUUGCACAACUCGAGGCGAGAGGAAGGACGGCGCGUGGAUUUUCGGUUCUUCUGCUCGAGACCUUUUCGCUAGUUCGUCGUUCCGCAGACUCCUCCUCCCGCCUCGAGAAGAGACACAAACCUGCUAGCUGCAGUGUGAAUUUCUCGGUGGAUGUUCAUCGCGACUUCUUCGUUGCUUUCUCAGCUGGCACCCAGUUCUCCAACCUCCCCCUCUCUCUCGUCUUUCUUUCCUUCUCUUCCUCUCGACGCGGACUUCCCGGCUCAUGCACCUCGCAUCUCUUUUUUCUUUUUCUGAGUCUCUUUUGCGGAAUUUGUGUCUGUGUUGCGCUGGCAUUUCCCCCGCCGGAGAAUCUCCUCUUCAAUCUCUGCAGCCAUGGGAGCAUUCAGGGAGGCGUCGUCGGCCAUGCGACGCCUAAAAACGCUGGCUUCCUUUUUCUCUUUCGAAGUUGUCUCGCCUUGUCUCAGCCGCUGAGUCUGCUAGUCCACGUCUGGACUCUCUUCUUUUUUCUAGUUUCUUGAGAUUUCUCAAGUAUCUUUUCCUCUGACUUCUUCUGCGCGAGAGUGGCGGCGGAGGCAAAGCGACGAGAUCCCUCUGGAGCCCCUUUUUUGAACUUGUUUCCCCCUCUCCUCUUCUCUCUACUCCCUGUCACUUUCUUCAUUGCCGUUCGUCUCAGCUCUUCUUUCUCUUAGAUCCUCGACUCUGCCGUUCCUCCGUUGAUCUCCCUCGCCUUCAUCAGCCUCGCCUUCAUCUGCGUCUGUGUGGAUCUUCUGUCUUCCUUUUUACCUCUGUUUUUCCCUCCUUCCAUCUCUUUUCAUCCGUCUUCGUCUCUGUUCCUUUCUGGCUCACUGUUUUUUUCUCUCCUUCUUCUCUUUACCCUCAGUCUGGCGCGCUCUCUCGUUCUUCGCUCCCUCCUCCACCUCUCCCUGCUCCUCCUCUUUCUGUUCCUCUUUCUUCUCUCCGUCUCUCCUCUCUCUCCCGCCUUGUGUUCACCGUUCUUCGCUUUUUCUGCUCCCUUUCGCGGAGAUGGCAGACCAGGCUGUGUUGCUUGCGCUGUCCUCUCUGUGUGGUAGCAGCGUCCGCUACGUGGACUUGGUGUUGCUUUCUUACAUGAGUCGACAGAAGAAGGUUUAUCUCGCUGUCGGCGCGCAGGCGCUGUUCCUGGUGCGGCGCGACUGGACGCGCGUCCUGACCGGUGGGGAGAUCCUUUACGGCAUGAUCAAGAGCGUCGUCGACGACGAAGCAAGCGAGAUGGAUCUCGUGCUCUCCCUCGACGCCGAGGAACUCGCAAGAAAGCAGAACAAAGUGUGGAUCGCCACAGAACCGAUCACAGUCACGACCAUCAACAAGGCUCUGCUUCUGCAGUGGCUCGAGGUCACCUGGUGCGCGGACUUCAUGCUCCGCAAAGGUCGCUUGGGCGUCUUCCCAAAGAUCGUCGAAAAACUGUCGGAAGAAGAUCAACACACAAACCAGUUCCCUGCGGUGCGACCUUUCAUCAAUACGCAACAGGUUGUGUAUGAUAGCUACGGUUUUUUUCUGCACCACGAGUUUGAGGAUCGUUCGGGGGGUGCGGAGACGCUGCAGACGGGGACUUACCUCGACGGCCGAGGAGUCGAAGUUUCGAUUUCCUUCGAUCCGCCAGUGAAUGUGCAGCAUUUGGAGGAGUUGGGCAGAGACAACGUUCGCCAUGUGGCUGUGGCGUGGAGAAAGGCUCUUCUCGAGAGCGACUUUCAAACGCAACUGAUGCGUUCUCAGCCAUACAUAAAAAAAAUGAAUCUCUGCGACGACCCCGCGUCCUGGUCGGGAUGGGAACUGUGGGUGAGGACGGAGACGCACACCAUCGUCUGCAUUAUUCUGCGUCGCAGCUACUUCCCUCCAAUGAUGGAUCUGUCGCAAGAUAUGACCCUCCUUUUCAGAAUCAGCUACGAGGAUCAAAAGGCGUACAACGUGAGAGACCUCGACUUUCUGAAGGAAGCUGAAUUCGCUGCCGAUUCCCUCGCGCCUCUGACACAGACGCACUCGUGGCUGAGAGAAAUUCUUCAGGCAAAACUAGACGCUCUCAUCUACCAACCUGACCAGUACCAGUGGUUCGCUCUCCAUCUCAAAAUGCAUCCAAAGUGGAUCUCCUACGCGAGAGUUUUUCUAAAAUCCAUUCUCGCUCUCUUGUACAAAGAAGGCGUCCUUGCCGAUCCAGAGCUGCUGGACCUCACGGGCAAGAACGUCGAAAUUGUGGAGGAUCCAAUGACCGUGGUGAGCGACCUGAUCAGACAAGGCGAAGGCUUGGAUCCCGUGAUCGACUCGAAGAUCAGCGGGGCGAUCAUGGCUGUCCGGAACUCGCGCAAAGACGCAGGUGCGCCGGAGACGGCGGAUCCGACGGCGGACCGAGAACUGAACGAGGAAGAAGAAGAAGCUGCUCUCCUCGACUCCGACUUAGAGCCCCAGGAAAUCCUUGCCUACCACCGGUGGAGCAUGCGCAUUAGUCAGUACCUCGCGUACUGCAUCGACGAAGGCAUUCUCGGCUACAAAUUCUCUCUCGCGGACCUCAGCGAGGCGAUCGGCCUGGUCUCUCAGGCUGCAGACCGCAAACUCCGGGAGAUCUUCGCCUUCAUUCUCCACUUGCGGCCAAAGAACAUGAUUCUUCGCUGGAGUGCAGACAGCCUACGCCAUGCAAAGACAACUCUGAAGAAACGCGACUAUGUCUUCAACGACCGCGUCUUUGUGUCUUUGGUGGACUGCGGAUUCAUGGCGAAACUGUUUGCAAAGGGAGAAGAAGCCGCCUACCUCGACCUUCUUCGCGUUCUCCUCCUCGGCGCGACUUCUCAGGGACUGAAGACGGCUCUUUGCAGGCAAAUCCUCAAGGCGUCUGGCGACCGGAGAGAAGCUCAGAGCAGCGAAGCGCUCUACACCGUCGUUCCUGCUCUUGUGAAUGUUCUGAGAAACAAAGUCAACAUGUCUGCAGGAAGCACUGUCUCUCUGCUGAACCUCGCGCUCUCUGCCUUGGUGAACUUGAGUGCGGGGGACCUCCGCGUGAAGGAGAUUCUUUUGGAGACAGACGUUUACCACGCAAUUGUUUUCGUCUUGAAGACCAAGGAAGAGAGCCUCCAGUUGCCGUGCGUCCAGCUGUCGAUGAACUUGACAAAGACCGGGGCGCACCGCCAGGCAUUCAUCUCCUCCGGUGCCUUCAAUCUUCUUCUCGACAUUCUCAUGGCGCAGUACUGCAGUCUGUACAUCCAGAAGCAGAAGCUCCUAGCGUGUGUUGCGGGACUGUUGGGCCAGCUCGCGAACGAGACGAAAGUUGCGCAAGACAUGGUUGACAACUACCCAGUGGUCGAUUGUCUCCUCUACAUGUUUCAUGCGCCAGAUACAACCAUCGAAUUCAGGUCAAAGGUGGUUUUUGCUCUCAAGCAGCUGUCGCAAGGUCGCUGGCUUGUUCAGCAGCGCGUAGGGAAACACUGCAUUCAAAGUCUCGUCACUGAACUGAGGGAAUCCGUGAGCCAUGUCGACUACACCACGACGGUUCUUGUUCUUCUUCAGACCUUAGCCGACUUUAAGCCGAAUUGCUUCGAUAUGAAGGCAGCAGGCGUCCAGGAAGCGUUCGAGUAUGUGCUCGGACGCACCAAGGUGGACAGCGUGUACACCCGCAUCGUGAGUCUUCAAGAACGAAUCACCCUACAGACUCGCUACGACUACUUUGCGACUUAAGGCGACUUCCAGUUUUGAUCGGAGGAGGCGUUCUUUCGUUUCUCGCGUUCCCUGCACCUCACGAGAGCUGUUGAAGUGACUCACACCCAAGGUAGGAGACAGAGUUUCCACCUCCUCUUGAAAAGAGCCAAGCGGACGGCAGGCCAAGCGCUUCAGACGAAGAACUUCAAACGCGAAUUCCCGACGUUUCCGGCGACACAAGGAAAAAGGUGGAAGGAGCGUUGGGACGCGCUGCGCGAGAUCCAGGCUCUUUCGAGGCCGUGAGGCCGCAAGUCAACGAAGAUAACCGAACAAAGGAAAUUCGUCCUCUCCGUCUUGAACUGCAUGUGAGCUGCAUGCAUAUCGAACUGCGAGUUCGGAGACACACAUCCUUCUCCACGGGCAUUUCCGGCAACGCAUUGGCAAGGCUCCUCCCAUUUGCGAGUAUGUUCGUCUCUGUUUGCCCGGUUCAUGCUCUGCUGUAUGACCUGGCAGAGUUAAGAUGACCGCUGCUGGCGAACGAGAGAACCAGCUGGUCGCCAUGGAUCUAUAUAACGAAGAAAUCCGGGGGGAGGGGAUCUACGAUCCGUCUUGGCACAACGUUGUGUCGUCAGAUUUUUUGCGCAUCUUUUCUCUACGAGAGCUCGCCGAAGUCGUCUGGCGUCUUCGAGGACGUCAGACCAAAGAGCUUUCUGAUCGCUUCGCAAACAACCAAGGGAAACAGAAUGCUUCAAGAUGUUCCAACGUACCUAGUACGGUUAAUACCUGCCAAGGGAUCUUAACAGAAUAGAGUCACGUUAGCAAAACGAGUUUUGAGAGACCGGAAGACGGCGGAGCAGAGGAGGAGACAGUCAAAGUGCCGUUCCCUCUGUCAUCAUAGAGUCUCUGAGUUUGCGUCUGUUUUUCUCUGAAAGACGUUUCGUCGGGAAUUUCGAAGUGCAUGCGGUUUCCCUCAAAAGAAAGACGCAUCUGUUCACACAGCUUCGUGUGAUGCGGCAGCAGGCUACGGACUUAAGUGCACACGAGUGACCACAGAGAUCCAUGUAGGACGCGUAGAGCAGAGGCGCUGUCGAAGUAUCUUGAUGCCGUCGGAAAAGGACAGGAACGACCUUUACCUGUUCUGUGUACUUCCGUCUGAACUCCUGUGGGUUGAUUUCCAGCAAAGUCUGGCUCUUUGCAUGCGCUUGCUCUCGCGCGGCAAAUUCGUUUACUUUUUUUCGUUUCUCGCAGUCACAUGUGAGCUGCUUGGUACGUGUACUUCUUGGAAAGGUG
Molecule: messenger RNA, 5186 nt
Organism: Toxoplasma gondii ME49
Lineage: Eukaryota; Apicomplexa; Conoidasida; Eucoccidiorida; Sarcocystidae
Exons: 18
Coding region: 1260-3935 (891 amino acids)
Source: RefSeq, a predicted model, not a curated record